Rotaria sp. Silwood2 is the source of this 717-nucleotide messenger RNA. The record is from the annotation of a GenBank genome assembly. Lineage: Eukaryota; Metazoa; Rotifera; Eurotatoria; Philodinida; Philodinidae.
AUGGAUAUUAACGAACAAGGUUUUCUUCUUCCUGGUCCAUUACGAAUAUUUGAUUGUUCGGCUAAUGAAGUUAUUUCAUUUAAAUUAAUUCGAUCGGAAAAAGACUUAAAUAAUGAAGAAAAUGAAUUUUCACCGGAAUUUACGCAUCAAAUUUUUGGAGAAAAUGAAAGAAUAUUUGGAUAUAAAAAUCUAAAUAUUGAUAUUUAUUGUUUAUCAUCAUCAUUAAAUUUUUAUUUAAAUAUUGAUUAUGAUGAAAAAAUAAAUCCUAAAAAAUAUCAACAAUUUAAGGCUGAUGAUUUAAUUGAAUCAUUAAAUCAAUGGAUAUCAUCAUCAUCAACAACAAAAAAUUUAGAUUUAUUUUUAUCUAAAUUAAAGAAUGAAAAUGAAUAUUUAACAUUUGGUGAACAAAUUUUAACAUAUGAAUUAAAAGGAGAAAAAUCUUUAUCAUAUUUAAUAAAUCGUGUUAAUCAAAAUUUUAGUGAUGAUAAAAAAUUUGUUGAAUGGUAUUCUCGUCUUGAAACAUUUCUUGUUUUUUUUAUUGAUGCUGCAUCAACAAUUGAUAAAGAUGAUCCAAAUUGGAUUAUUUAUCUUCUUUAUCAAAAAUAUCAAAAUGAUUAUGGUCAAACAUGUUAUGCACCUAUUGGAUUUAUUACUGUUUAUCUUUAUUAUGCUUAUCCAGAUAAAAAAAGACCAAGAAUUAGUCUUAAAACCACUUAG